GUUGUUGUCCCGUUUUGAAGCCCUGUGUCCCGGCAUCCUGCGCCCCUCCACUCUCUUUCUUCUUUUCCUUUCUUUGUCCUCCUUUUUCCACUCUGCGCUCCCUCCAGAGCGGGACUCUUCCUCAGCUGACUCCACCAUCAGGUCUGCGGUAUCAGUCUUUUGGGAGCUCCGGAGAAGCCAGAAACCAUGCUGACGUUUUUGGCGCUGGCGUCGGUUGUCCUCCUGGGAAUAGUGCCUGAGCAGUCCCAGGCCAUAGUGAUCUACACCGGCUGGGAGCGCCACGCCCUGCUGGGCUCCGACGUCCGGCUGUCCUGCUCCUUCUUCUCCUGGCGCUGGACCUCUGAUGACGUCACCUUCUCCUGGACGUACAGACCCGAUGGCUCCCGGGACAGCAUCUCUAUCUUCCACUACACGGGUGGAGCCGCCUACGUCGACAACAAGGGCCCGUUCAGGGACAGGGUGGAGUUUGUGGGGAACCCCGGCCGCCGUGAUGGCUCCAUCCUGAUCAAGAGCCUGGAGUUCAGCGACAACGGCACCUUCACCUGCGACGCCAAGAACCCCCCUGACAUAGUGGGCCGGCCCUCCAGCGUGCGCCUGCUGGUCUUUGAGAAGGUGCCCAUCCAGGCCGGUGUGAUCACAGGAGCCAUCAUCGGGGUGGUGCUGGGCCUGCUGGUGCUCAUUGUGGUCAUCUACUACCUGAUGAGGUUCCUGGUGGCGCGCCGCGUCUUCAGCCUUAGCGUCAGCAAACAUGGCAAGAAAAAGAAAGAGGGAUCACAGCAGAGACAGCUCUGGACUCCGCCCCCUCUCACUUGCUACCCCCUCCCUUAAAAGGACUGUCUCUCUACCUCCUUGUCUCUUUGUGUGUCUCUCUCACCUUCCCCUCCUCCUAAAGGUGUUUUUCUCUCCUCUUCACACAGCUCCACUCGUCCUGCUAACCCCACCUCUCAUCCUCUCAUUUCUAACACUCCCAUCUCACCCUCCUCUGACCCGUCUCCCUUUUCCUCUCUCUCUCUCUAUCUCCCUUACACUCCUUUCCUCCUGAAGUGACUCUCCUCCCCUGUUCUCCCCCCGAUCCCCUCUCCCUCCUCCCCCACAGGGCCCCGCGCCUCCCGCCGACCCCUCCAAGGUGAAGGCGGCCGCCUCGGAAAAGAAGAAGCAGGAGUCACGCAAGGAUAAGAAAUAGGAUACGGGGAAGGGCUGGGGCGGGCUCGCCGGCCGGCUGCUCCAGCCCGUGCGCCAGGCGGUGGCGAAGGCUCAGCCCGAGCGGAAGCAGCGAACCGUAGUCAGAAAGACAGAGAAGGUGGGGGGAGGAGGGGAGGAGGGCUCGGGCAGGGUGCUGAUGACCAUCGAGCUGGAGCUGACCCGCAAAAACGGGGAGGAGGGAUCUGCCGGUGAGGGAGGGAUAGGAAGGUCAAAGUCUCUUGGCCUCCUCUCUCGCCUUGCCAACCAGCUCUCCUUCAAAUAAUACACCUAGAGGGAGCGGGGGAGGCCAAAGGGGGAGGGAACGGUCGAGGAUAAGAGAGUGGGAAGUCCACUGUGGAGACAGCAGGACAGUCAAACCUACUUAACACCCACCACAACACCCUGAAUAAAUGAGUCCAAUCAUAUCAGCUCCUGUCACAGGCUGAGGACUGUAGACGCAGCUAUACGAGCCCAGAUCUAAGAUGCCGUGAUAAUCUCUUACAGCACCCACACCCCAACUACUUUUGUCAGGUCAUAAGAUAUGGCAUUUGAAGCGAGACCCUAAGACGGCGAGGGUUUGAUAACAGAAUCUAAAAAAGUCGCUCCCCGGGUUUUUGCCUUUCUGGUUCCUUUCAUUGUGAUCCGAUCCACCAAGAAAGCUCCCUUCAAGUGUGUCCGAUACGCAUCACCCCUCCCACGCUGCGGGGACAAACCAAUUUGCCUUUUUUUUAUUUUAUGGAGGUGCUGUGUCAAACUCUAACUUUCUCCCCUCACGCUGAUCUCCAUUCUCUCUCCUCUCCUGUCCCCUUUCUUCCUCUUUCACUGUGAUUUUCCUGCUUUUCGUGUUAAUUCAAAUUACAGAAGUGAUUUCAAUGCUAACUGCUCUAUCCUGUUUCUCUUCUUCUCUCAACUCCCUUCCCUCUUUUCUUUCUUUUCUCUUUCCUAUAGAUAAAGGUCUGACUUCUCCAUGACUGCCUCCACUCCUCUAGUCUGCUCCCUCCUUUUCUGCCCAGCCUGAUGCAACCCCCAUUAUUUCCUAUUAUCUCUACUCUUUCAAGACAGCACUGGCUGUAAGAAUAGCCCUACUAUAUCAGCGGCGUUGGCGUCAAAUAAUUUUUACAACGUCUCAUCUGAGGCCCUAUAUGCACUCAUUGGGCAGCCUGUAAAACUGUUUUAAGGCCUUAACUAUGCACAUAACAUCCUUAAGAGGAACCUGAAAGACCAUCCCUCUGUGUUUAGAGUCCCCUGAAUCUCCCGCUUUAAUGUUUACGACUCAAUCACACACACUGAGCGGAGCUGCGAGCGCACUCUGGACUUCAGAUAGAGAAAAAGAGAGACAGAGAAGCAGAGAAGCAGAGGAGAGUGAUAGUGGGGGAGAAAUAUGAUUCCUGCUCUCAGCCCCGCGUAGAUAGAGGUUCAAGCCCUGGAGCUCGGGGUGAUUCAAUCCUCUCACAUUUGAGCUAAUGGAGGUUGUCGCCCUGUCCCUGCCCAGGCUAAAGGGGGCUAUUUCUGGCCCUAUAAGAGUGUACGGGCUUACUGUAACAGCUGCACAUUUUUCAGCCGUCCAGAGAGGGAGGGGGGGGGAGUUUGGCCUGCUGUGAGCACAUGAGGCUGUCCGCUGUUGACUCCACGGCCGGCGACUGACAACCUGGAAUGACGUCACGGCCCCAGAGGGCGGGCGGACACGCUCAGGAGUCUGACAAAAGGGCUUACCAGGAAGAGGUGCAGCUUCUGUGCUCUCCGAGUUAUUUUAGGUCCAGUUAAUCCGCCCGCACGUUUCUCCUCGCCAACCCAAGGCUAAUUAUUUUAGCACGUGCUCGUAACGGGAUAUCUCUCUCUUCAUCUUCCUCUCUCUCUCUCUCUCUCUCUCUGCUCUCUUCCCUCCUCUUUUAUUCACUCUCUCAUCUCUGGAUUCAUCUCCUCCCUCCAAACCCUUGUUUCAUUCUCUCUGUCCUUACGUCUUUGCCUCCGUUUAUCUCUUCCUCUUCCUGUCUUCUGGUGACUCUGCACUGCAUUAUUCCCCCCACAGAAAAGGCCUAUACACAAUCCACUCCACUCUUUAAGCCUCUCCUUAUCUGACUGCCAGGCCUACAGCUCAAUGCUCUGCUCCUCUUUCCUCUCUUCAGUCCUUCCUCGUCCUUCUUCUUCUUCUUCUUCUUCUAUUUUUCAAACUCAGUCACGGACAUCUGCCUCCCCUCCAUCCAUAUUGCCCAAUGAUCGACGAACGCCCUCUCCCUUGCCCUUCAAACUUCCACCGCCCCCAGAAGGCACGUCCCCCGUCGGCCCCGCCUGUCCCUCCAUCCUCUGACCCCCUUUACUGUCUUGUUUCUGCCGGUUCAAGUGCAGAAAACGCUCUCCUCUGCCCCCUUCUGGCAAAGGAAGGCAAAACCAUGGGCAGAAAUCCGCCUUUAGUUUUCACUGAAGACGCCAAACGAAAACUCAUAAUCUAGCUAGCUCUCUUCCGGUCGCAAAUACGACGUGUGUUUUAUGUAUAUGUGUGUUAAAAAUUUGAUAUAAAGCAAAAACAGUGUCACCCUAAGUAAAGCAAAUAAUGUUUUGUGAGACGUUUUACACGAGGAAACACAUGGAGAACAUGUUUUUCAAGGCAGGUGGGAAACGUAAUGGCGUUCAGUGGAACACGUCAUUAUGUUUCCAACCUCGUGUGUUAUGGAAGGUUCUGUGUGGCUGUCGUUUGGUUCCCAGACGAAGGUAAAUCGAGGCUGUUGUGUGGUGUUAAGAGAGAGGAUGAGGGGUGAUUAAAGGUUGGGUUAGCUUCAGAUUCAGCGCAACGUGGCUGGAGAGUCAAAAAAGUAGGAGGAAGGCGCUAGCUGAGGGGGGAAAGCUUUGGUGGAUGAGAUCUAUCUGACGUGUUAAGCCAAGCCAAAAAUCCAUAUGUAUCACGACAGAUAGAGCCGGCUCUUCCCCCUGAGCUUUCUUUUAGAGGUGCUCCUUCUCCAACCCUGAGCCAAAGAUGGAUUGUGAUCUGCGUGCUUGAUAUGCAGGGUGGAAAGUGUAGACUUGAAUGUUCCUUUAAAAUUCAUAACAGGAAUGGAGGUGCUAAAAAUCCACGUUUAUAACUGGAGAUUUUAUUUCACUAGUCGCUGUUUAACUAUCCAGUCAGAUGGAUCAGUUUGAAUGUUUUCUUGUUUCUCUGCAAAGCCACACAGACACCUGACAUAAGACAAACAGCACUAAAAUGUCUUUUAAAAUGUGUUUUAUAUGUAUUAUGAAUUGUAUUAGUCAUAGCUGCACAAUAAUCUUCAUUUAUUUCAAAUGACUGGAGCUUCUUACUGUUUUUUUUUUUUUUUACAUUUCUUUUAAUGCUUGUGAUAAAUCCACUAACAACUUUUGAUGACUCUGUAUAAUAUGUUGUAAAGAGAUCAUGAAUAAAAAGCCCCAAGCGCAGCUGUUGUCAACAGAAGACAGUAAAGUAAACCCAGCUGACAAUG
Messenger RNA from Notolabrus celidotus (New Zealand spotty), 4631 nucleotides. RefSeq names its product myelin protein zero (gene mpz). The transcript is spliced from 6 exons. Gene Ontology annotation, cellular component: membrane. Gene Ontology annotation, biological process: myelination. NCBI's taxonomy places the organism in Eukaryota, Metazoa, Chordata, Actinopteri, Labriformes, Labridae. Bases 187 to 828 code for a protein of 213 amino acids. The record is from RefSeq and is a predicted model, not a curated record.